Pelobates fuscus (common spadefoot toad) is the source of this 4328-nucleotide messenger RNA. RefSeq names its product serine and arginine repetitive matrix 1 (gene SRRM1). Gene Ontology annotation, molecular function: RNA binding. Gene Ontology annotation, biological process: regulation of mRNA splicing, via spliceosome; mRNA processing. Lineage: Eukaryota; Metazoa; Chordata; Amphibia; Anura; Pelobatidae. Gene Ontology annotation, cellular component: spliceosomal complex. The transcript has 15 exons. The coding region runs from base 1075 to 3462 and encodes 795 amino acids. The record is from RefSeq and is a predicted model, not a curated record.
GUUUCCGUCAAAAUAAUUUCUUCUUUUCUGCCUGUUAUGCAAGGCUUUUGUAUUAGCAUGUGUACUGUGUCAGAAUUCACAUUAUAAAUCAAAGUAAAAAAGGUGGGUUUAAUUUUAGCAGAAGGUACUUGGAUAUUCAGUCUACAUUUGAGGUAGCCGUUAUUGUUUUGAUGUUGCUGUGUGACAUUCUGAGUUAGAUGGCAGUUUUCUAAUGAUGAUGUGAUUUAUGAUUUAAAAGGCCUGAACCAAAAUGGAAGUUAUUCCUUGCGUGUGAAGUAUAGCACCAUCAACUAAUUAGGGCACAGCAGAGUGAGUGUCCAAUGUCGCUCUGACCCAACUCUCUUGAUGAUGCAGUGUGUGUUUUGGAGAUAAAUGAUAUAACAUUAAACUCAAGGUGGUUGAGUUGCUGUAGGCAGUCGGAAGCAAGCCAAGCGAACAUCUUUCUCUCCAGGGGGACUUGGACAAACCCCAACCUCCCCCAAGGUUCCAAGAAGAGACUGAAGACUGCUGGAAUCUGUACUUUGUGCUGUUGCGCUCUGCUUUUCACAUGGACCAAUAUUGCUUGACUGUGCUGAAUUUUUUUAUUUUUUUUAAACCUAAAAACUGCUCCAUUAAGUUGCACUCAACCUUUUAACCCUUUGUGGACUUAGAUAUAUUUUCCACAUGUUACCCUCAUAGUGAUAUCCGUAUAUUGCAGGGGCAUGCAUGAAAAGUAUAAUCUAAAAGUAUAUUGAAAAUACUUAAAGUGGCUUUUAUUUUACAGAAAUUAAUGCUACAGUUCACAUUUUCUUUUGUAAUUCAUGAAUGCGUAGUGUAGGAUCUUAAAAAUUCUAGAGAAAUAUCAUCAACUGCACAGACAUAUAAUUUUGGAAACAUCCACAAAGGAUUAACAGGCCAUUUUGGUUAAGGAGAGCGAUUUGGUCUUUGGCAAAACGUAAGCCAGCAAAAUCCUAGGGAAAGUAAAUAUCUUACUCGUGUUUAAAAUAGUAUCGUGUAUUGUGUAGAUGUUUAUUAAAAUAGUGUUUCCUGACUCACCUGUAAAUUUUUGUUUUUUUCCAGAAUCCAGACUCCAAAAUGAUGCAGAUUAACCUGACAGGUUUCCUAAAUGGUAAAAAUGCAAGGGAAUUCAUGGGAGAGCUAUGGCCAUUGCUGUUGAGUGCCCAAGAGAAUGUUGCUGGAAUUCCAUCUGCAUUCCUGGAGUUAAAGAAAGAAGAAAUAAAACAAAGACAGAUUGAGCAAGAAAAAUUGGCAUCACUGAAAAAGCAAGAUGAUGAUAAAGAUAAAAGGGAGAAAGAUGACAGAGACCGGAAGGAUCGAUCUCGGAGUCCACGAAGGCGCAAGUCGAGAUCUUCAUCGCCUCGCAGAAGGUCGCCAGUUAGAAGAGAGCGGAAGAGAAGCCCUUCUCAUUCACCCCGUCCUGAGACAAAAAGUCGAAGUCCGUCUCCUGUUAUUGUGGCUAAACAACCAGACAUGCCAGAACCAGAAUCAUCUAUUAUAGUGAAGGAACCUUCUGUGCAGGAGGCAACUUCAACAAGUGACAUAUUGAAGUCUAUAAAAGAAGCAGACCCUGUUCCCGAGGUCAAGGAGACUUCGCCUGAACCAAAUAUUCGCAAGGUUAAAGAGCGAGAGCGUCCUAGACAUAAGUCACGUUCACGGUCAAAAUCUAGAUCUCGUUCCCCUUCUCAUUCUAGACCUCGGAGACGUCACAGAUCACGUUCAAGGUCGUAUAGCCCUAGGAGAAGACCAAGCCCAAGACGUAGGCCAUCUCCAAGGAGGAGAAGCCCUCCACGCCGCAUGCCUCCCCCACCAAGGCACAAGAGAAGUAGAAGUCCAGUAAGAAGAAGAAGACGUUCUUCAGCAUCUUUAUCUGGGAGCAGUUCUUCAUCAUCCUCUUCCCGCUCUCCUCCUCCACCUAAGAAGCAAACAAAAAGAAUAUCUUCCAGUCCUCCCCGCAAACCUCGACGCUCUUCGCCUUCUGCAAGCCCUCCUCGCAGGAGGUAUAGACCAUCUCCACCACCAAGCCCACCUAAAAGACGAUCUCCUUCACCACAGCAGUCUUAUCGUCCUAGAAAAACUCGAAAUUCUGCAUCCCCUCCCAGACCUCAAGCAUCAAAACACAAAAUUAUGGAGAAAAGAAAGACCCCUUCACCACCUCCAAAACCACGGAAAAGGGAACUAUCAGAAUCAGAUGAUGAAAAAUUUGGUCGAAUGGGUGCUGCAGAUUCUGUGCAGCAGCGACGUCAGUACAGAAGACAGAACCAGCAGUCUUCUUCAGAUUCAGGAUCAUCCUCCUCUUCAGAGGACGAGCGUCCAAAACGAGCCUCUGUGAAAAAUGGGGAAGUUGGAAGGAGACGACGCCAUUCAGCCUCACGAAGCCCCACCCCUUCCCGGAAGAGACCAAAAGAACCUUCACCACGUCGUAGGAGAAGGAGUCCGACUCCACCUCAAGCUAGAAGACGUCGCAGCCCUUCUCCAUUACCUCCACCGAGAAGACGCCGAACUCCUUCUCCACAGAGACGAAGAUCACCAUCUUCUCCCUCUCGUAGACAUUCUCCGUCUCAAAGACGGUACUCCCCGCCAAUUCAAAGACGCUAUUCCCCUUCACCACCACCCAAAAGAAGAACCUCUCCACCCCUUCCACAACCACCUCCAAAGCGUAGAUCCUCUCAGUCUCCACCUCCAACAAAGCACAGGCUGUCUCACUCUCCACCUCCCAAACAGAAAGGCUCUCCUCAAGGGAAGAGACGUUCCCCGUCACUGCCCUCCAAACACAGAAGAGGAUCUCCACCUGUUAGGCAAGUCAGAGAAGCACGUUCACCACCACCACCACCACAGACAAAACGACUGUCUCCAUCACCACAUGCGAGAGUUGCUCGCAGUUCUGAAAGUCCACCUACACAAAGAAGGGGUCCGUCAUCCUCUCCCCCACGGAGGCAGGAAUCUUCUCCGACUCGUCCCAUCAGAAGGGUGUCCAGGACUCCAGAACCGAUGAAAACCAAAAAUGAUUCUCCAAGUCCACAACCUGCUAGAAGAGUAUCUUCAUCCAGAUCUGUAUCUAGAUCCCCUGAGCCAGCGCCUAAAAAACAGGUGCCUCCAUCUCCAACAAGAUCACGCUCUCAGUCUGGCAAUUGGUCUCCCGCACCUGCAAAGAAAGCAAGGAGUAGUACUCCUAGUCCAUCUCCAGCUCAGACAUCUGAUCAAGAAGGUGGUGGAAAGAAGAAGAAGAAGAAAAAGGAUAAGAAACAUAAGAAAGAGAAGAAGCACAAGAAGCACAAAAAACACAAGAAGGAAAAAACUUCUGCAGCUGCUGCUUCUCCUGAAACAGGUGAACAGGAUGCAGGCACUGAAGCAAAGAAGGAGACUGAAAGUGACGGAGAAGGAAAUCUGGACGAUUUGGAGAAGCAUUUACGAGAGAAGGCUCUGCGUUCCAUGAGAAAAGCGCAGGUUUCUCCUCAGUCCUAGUUCUGCCUAUUUGCUACAAUGUAAAUUUAUUUUGUUUGUAUUCUCUCUCCCUCCCCCCCUUCUGUUUUUUUUUCAGAAGGCUGUUAAUGCAUUUGAACUUUUACAGUUUACCAUUUGUAAUUAGGUUGAAGUUUUGCCAUGUCUUUCAGAGCUAAGUGGUAUUAUUGACUCAUUUCAUAUGUAGUUCUUGGGAGGAUUUUGAUUCGCAAGGCAGGGGCCAGUUUGUAAAACUUCUAAAGCAAUGAGUAUGUGUUGCUCCCCUCUGCAUGUACAUGGCUAAUCUCCGAAAUGUUUAUUUUCCCACCGUUAAUAUGCCACGGAUUUCCCAGGUUGAAUAAAAAUUGUACAGACUUUUUGUUUGUUUUAAUAAUCUGUGUGAAGAGCAUACCAAGUGAUUACUAUUCUGAUAACAAAGUGCAAAUCUCAUUGGUCCUUCAGGAGGUAUCAAUACAGCUAGAACAAUAUAAUUGGGAUAAUGGUAUACUUGCUUGUAAGAUUACAAGAACCUUAUCCCUGAAUCUAGACUAGAGAUCAGCUGGUAUGCCAGAAUGUUGGUUAUUUCUUAUACAACCCUAAUUUGGAACACUGGAAUUUAGGGUGAUAUUGUUUUGGGGGGUUUCUGUUUUUUGGGUGGGGUGUUUUAAGAGGCAUCAAGUUACCUUUGUUCCAAAAAGUUGCACAAAUCUUUGUCUCCUGUCAGUUGGGUACAUCUCCCCACUUUUGUUACUGCUCUUAAGGAGUGUCCUGGACUUUGGAUAUUGUAAUGUCCAUUUUUUAUUUUAUUUUUUGUUUUGGGUUUUCUUUUUUCGCAAGAAAAGUUGUUUAAAGCUUGUGGAUUAAACAAAGGUAAAUUUCUACAUUUAAAA